Striga hermonthica is the source of this 492-nucleotide messenger RNA. Lineage: Eukaryota; Viridiplantae; Streptophyta; Magnoliopsida; Lamiales; Orobanchaceae. The record is from the annotation of a GenBank genome assembly.
AUGGAAGUGACACAAAUUCAGUUCAAUUUCUGGAUUUUCUUCUCCAAUGCCAUAUGCGCAUUGUUGUUGAACUUCUCGAUAUUCUUGGUGAUCGGUAGAACUGGAGCAGUGACUGUCCGAGUAGCCGGAGUUCUUAAAGAUUGGAUUCUAAUAGCCCUCUCGACGGUGGUUUUCCCAGAAUCUACCAUAACGGGCCUAAACAUUAUUGGCUACGCCAUUGCGCUUUGUGGGGUCGUCUUAUACAAUUAUUUGAAGGUCAGAGAAGUUGGGGGACAACAAAGUCCCGAUGGUAUUCCUGAAAGGAUUUCAAAGGACUGGAAGUUAGCAAAAAAGUCGUCCGAUGUAUACACACCCGAUGGCAACAUCAAUAGCAAUGACGACGAUAUUGGAAGCAAAAGUGCGAGUUUGGCUUCUGAUUUCCCGUUAAAGUUGAUGGUGUGCUUAGUGACGGUUACAGGAUACAUAACAAAGCCAUUGGAAGGUACAGCAUAA